UUCAGCUAGCACUUUAGUUUUUGUUUUAAAGGUUUUUAUUUAAAAUGCACUUAGCACAUAUAAAAUAAAAUAUAGAUCUCGUAACUGGUUACACGUAUAACCAUUGCGUUGGUAAAGAGUUUAUGUAAUAGGUAGGAUAUAAAUAAUUCUUAAUAGAUUUAGUAACUAUGGCUCAAAGAGAGCGUCGCUCUAAUGCUGGGAAUCGUAUGUCAAAACUAUUAGAUGAAGAAGAAGAAGAUGAUUUCUAUAAGACAACUUAUGGGGGUUUUGAAGAAGCAGCUGAAGACCGAGACUAUGUGGAGGAACGAGAAGUAGAUGAUGUGGUUGAUUCAGAUUUUGAUAUUGAUGAGAAUGAUGAAGCUACUUCAGAUCAAGAAAUAGAAUCAAAAGAAAAGAAAAAAAGUAGUGGAAAGGUUUAUAAAGAUCCUAAUAAAGUUAAAAAGGGUGUAGAAAAGAAGAAACUUUUGCCUAAAAAGCCCAAAGAGCCAAGAGAACCAAAGUCUAAGGAUACAAACGAACUGGAUCAGAGCCUGAACACAUCCUUAGAAAGAAAAUCAAUUAGACAAAGUACAGCAGUGAAAUCUCUAGAGACACAACAAAGAAUUAAAAUAAGAUCAGAAUUAAAGAAAAAGAAACCAAAAAAAGCAGAAGAGAGAGUUUUGACACAAGAAGAAUUAUUGGAAGAAGCACUUAUUACAGAGAAGGAGAAUCUUAAGAGUUUAGAACGGUAUGAACAAAGUGAGUUGGAAAGAAAAAAAGUUAGGCCUGUGAAGAAAAGUAUAUCAGGUCCAGUUAUCAAAUAUCACUCAUUUGCAGUACCAUUGCCAAAAGAAGAUGGAAUAGACAAAGAAACACCUAUGGAGUUAAAUCUAAGUGACCUUAUCAAGAAUGAAGAGGCAAUUCUAAAUCAAGAUGUCGACAUGGGGCCGAAGAUUGAAAGCGAAGAAAGUGAAACAAAAGAACAACCCAAAGAGACAAUUGAAGUUGUUGGUCCAGAUGAAGAAAUCACUUUAAAUGACGAAAAGAAAACAGAAAACAAACCGAAGCCAAAGAACAACGUGACCUACUACGAGCGAACUCUGCUUUCAUUCGAAAAUGAUAUAAAGAAUGUUGCGUUCAACAAAUGUUUCCCGCAGAGCAAACCACGGCGGAAGAGAGAGAUGCUCUGUGCUGUCACCAAGCGUCCAGCUCGCUACAUAGAUCCCAUAACAAAGCUGCCGUACAGAAGCGUGGACGCGUUCCGCAUAAUCCGGGAAGCGUAUUACCAACAGCUGGAAGCGAGGGGCGAUCGCUCUCAUCCCUUAAUGGCUGACUGGCUUCAGUGGAGACGGGCGGAUACAGCAUCAACUUAUGUACAAAUUCAUAUUAAAUAAUUUUUUGCGAGAUUAUGAAUCUUUAAACGUAUACCAGUGGCUCUGUUUCUUUCAAUGAAGUUAACAAUUGCCGAAAUUCAACCCCAACCUGGGGUUUUUACAAUUGGACGAUGACAACAUGUGUUUUCUAAUGCUAAACAUAGAUGGCGUAAUUUGUAAUUUUGAAGUCGUUUUAGGUAAGGGAGCUUUCAAGUAUUACGUCACGCAAUUUUUGGAGAUUUACCCCCCACCCAUGAAACGCACCGUAAAACGUUUCGUGACCAACCCAAGUGACUCUUUACGCCUAUACCUUACCAUUAGGUGGUGUAAAGUACUGGAAAGUGGAAAAUAAUAUUGUCAAUAAAGCGUAAUUUCAAUUCCCUCUCCACAUCGUAACGUUUUACAAGAGGACCCCCCCCCCCAAAAUCAGUUACGUAAUACUUGAAUUACUAAGAAUAUCACUUUGUAAAUGAGCACGCUUAAUCUACUUAG
Molecule: messenger RNA, 1844 nt
Organism: Pieris brassicae (large cabbage white)
Lineage: Eukaryota; Metazoa; Arthropoda; Insecta; Lepidoptera; Pieridae
Gene: YL-1
Product: vacuolar protein sorting-associated protein 72 homolog
Exons: 9
Coding region: 168-1373 (401 amino acids)
Biological process (GO): regulation of DNA-templated transcription; chromatin remodeling
Cellular component (GO): nucleus
Molecular function (GO): ATP-dependent H2AZ histone chaperone activity
Source: RefSeq, a predicted model, not a curated record